Molecule: messenger RNA, 192 nt
Organism: Clunio marinus
Lineage: Eukaryota; Metazoa; Arthropoda; Insecta; Diptera; Chironomidae
Source: the annotation of a GenBank genome assembly
AUGCUGAAUAAAACUAGAAGAAAAAAACGUGAUGCAUUCAGAGAUUAUGAAGGACAUGCGAAAUUCACUUGUAACGUGGCUCUGCAUAAGCUCAUGACUAGUUCUCAAGAGGAUUCUGAAAAGAAAGUAAAGACGAAGAAUCAUGAUGAGAAUAUCUCAGUUUCUCGACUUAUGUAUCAUCUUAAGACUUAA